AUGUUGAAGAGUGCAACAAGAAUUUGGUUCAACUGGUUGAUGCCCAACUCCAUCAGCACUUUCAAGGAGCUAAGCACUCAGUUUACUGCACACUUCAUUGGGGGACAUAGGUAUAAGAAGUCUAUGACUUGCUUGAUGAGCAUCAGACAGCGAGUGGAUGAGACACUGAGAUCCUACAUAUCCCGCUUCAAUAAGGAAGCACUCUCAAUUGAUGAAGUCGAUGACAAGAUACUUGUAGCGGCAUUCACGAAUGGGCUACGAAAGGGAAAGUUUUUGUUCUCCCUAUACAAGAAUGACCUGAAGACUAUGUCAGAAGUACUUUACAGGGCCACCAAGUACAUGAAUGCUGAAAAUGCGUUGUUGGCUCGAGAGGAAAAGCCCAAGAAAAGGGAAAGACAGGAAGAUACGCGACAAGACCAAGGGUGGAAGAAGGCAAGAAUAGGAGAUCGAAGGGAUGAAAGGCGCUCUAGGCCCCCAGGAGUAAGGUUCACAAGCUUCACCCCAUUAACCACCCCAAUAGACCAAGUUCUGCUGCAAAUCAAGGACGAGGAGGCCCUGAUCUACCUCGGAAAGCUGAAAGAAAAUCCUAACAAGUGA
This is a messenger RNA of Quercus lobata, 597 nucleotides long. RefSeq lists its product as uncharacterized. The record is from RefSeq and is a predicted model, not a curated record. Bases 1 to 597 code for a protein of 198 amino acids. The transcript has a single exon. Lineage: Eukaryota; Viridiplantae; Streptophyta; Magnoliopsida; Fagales; Fagaceae.